This is a messenger RNA of Asparagus officinalis (garden asparagus), 765 nucleotides long. RefSeq names its product zinc finger MYM-type protein 1-like. The transcript has a single exon. The record is from RefSeq and is a predicted model, not a curated record. Lineage: Eukaryota; Viridiplantae; Streptophyta; Magnoliopsida; Asparagales; Asparagaceae. Bases 1 to 765 code for a protein of 254 amino acids. Gene Ontology annotation, molecular function: protein dimerization activity.
AUGCUUAUUGAUAUUGCUAUAGAUCAAGUAAAAGGAUUGAUUAGGUUUUUUGAGGAUUAUAGAGAAGUUGGGCUCACACAAGCUAUGACAAUUGCUAAAGAAAUUGCUACUGAAAUGGAAAUUGAUUCUGUAUUUCAAGUAAAACGUCAAAUCCGUAGAAAAAAACAAUUUGAUGAGAAUGUUAAUGAGGAGACAACACAAUCAGCUGAAGAAUCUUUUAGAAUCAAUUAUUUUUUGUAUAUUGUAGAUCAAGCUAUUGGUUCACUAAAGAAAAUGUUUGAGCAAUAUAAAGCAUAUGAAGAUAUUUUUGGAUUUUUGUUUGGUUCAGAAAAGUUAAAUUCAUUAGAUGAUAAUAAUUUGAAAGCAUGUUGUGAUAAUCUUGAAAUUGUUCUAAAAUAUAAAACAUUUUCUGAUCUUGAUGGGAAAGAUUUAUUUGGAGAACUAAAAAUAUUACGAAAUAUUUUACCAAAAGAAACAAAGAUGGCUAUUGAUAUACUGAAUUUCUUAAAAAUACGAAAUUGUUUUCCAAAUGCAUGUAUUGCUUAUAGAAUAUUAUUGACUAUACCUGUUACAGUCGCAUCUGCAGAAAGAAGUUUUUCAAAAUUAAAAUUAUUAAAAUCUUAUCUGAGAUCGACCAUGUCACAAGAGAGACUAAAUGGACUAGCUUUGAUAUCCAUUGAAAAUGAUUUUAUAGAUAAAAUUGAUGUUCAAGGCUUAAUUAGUGAUUUUGCAGCUAAAAAUGCAAGGAGGACUAUUUUUCGAUGA